This is a messenger RNA of Cuscuta europaea, 2065 nucleotides long. Lineage: Eukaryota; Viridiplantae; Streptophyta; Magnoliopsida; Solanales; Convolvulaceae. The record is from the annotation of a GenBank genome assembly.
ACGGACCUACACUGGUGCACCACUUCUUUUUCCGUACACUCGCACUCACCUGCUUUCUAAAUACCGUGUGUCACAUUUUUCUGCGACUGGAAGCCAGAGCCCUAGAGGAUUCGUAAUCGGACUUCCGGCGCCGCCGGAUUCUACGCGAAGGCGUUCCCUUUAAGGUGUGAUUGCUUGGCCUGGAAAUGAGCAGUAUGCAGGAUUCAGAUGUUGAUGAUGAUUUUAGUGAUAUAUACAAGGAGUAUACUGGCCCUCUUGGAUCUACUGCUGCUCCCAAGACGGAGGAAAAACCAAUAUCAAACAAAAGGCCCCAAACUGGUUCUGAUGAGGAAGAAGAGGCUCUUGACCCAAAUGCUGUUCCUACUGAUUUUACUAGCCGAGAAGCAAAGGUAUGGGAAGCUAAAUCCAAAGCAACCGAGAGAAACUGGAAGAAAAGGAAGGAGGAAGAGUUUAUUUGUAAACUAUGUGGAGAGUCAGGACACUUUACACAGGGCUGUCCUUCAACUCUUGGAGCUAAUAGGAAGUCUCAAGAUUUUUUCGAAAGAGUGCCUGCCAGAGAAAAUCACGUGAAAGCCUUGUUCACUGAGAAAGUGGUGACUCAGAUUGAGAAGGAUAUUGGAUGCAAGAUUAAAAUUGAGGAAAAAUUUAUUAUUGUCAGUGGGAAGGAUAGGUUGAUCUUGAAGAAGGGUGUGGAUGCAGUUCACAAAGUCAAAGAAGACGGUGAGAAAAAAUCCCUUCCCAAUUCUAACGUUUCCAGGUCCAGGACACCUCCUGAGCGCAGGAGCCCAGUUAGUACUCGUUUGGUACACUCUGGUCAACAAAGAUUGAAUCAAAGCCCACAUAGAGCCUCACAGUUUGAUGUCAGGCGUGCAAGACAAGAGAAGAUAAUUGGUGACAGGUUUCAUGAAGAUUUGCAGAACAUCUCCAGGGGUUCUCCCCAAACAAGAGGUAAGUUCUUCUGUCCAAGAUUUCUGUUCGAUUCUGAUGUAACUUACAUGGGGGUCUGAUAUUAAAGCUUAUAAUAGUGAUGGAGCUAGAGGACGUUCAAGCCAGUCAAGGUCUCCGGGACGGAGGUCUUUUUGGGAUCGACGUAGUCAGAGUAGGGAUGCCUACACAAAUAGUGAUGGAUGGAAUGGUGAGCCACGAGUGUCUGACAUGGAAUGUGGCCAUAAUGUUCAAUACCCAGCUUUUCUGCAGACAUUGGAAGAAAUAGAGCUGGAAUACAAGAGAGAUGCUGAUGAACUCGGAAGGAUUCGGGACAAGGAAGAAGAUGAAGAGAAUCACAAGCAUCGUGAGGCUGUCCGGCAAAUAAGGGAGAAUUACAUGAAAAAUAUGACUUUCCUCAAAGGGGCAUAUGCCAAGCAAAGAGAAGAGUUGAUUCAAAUUGAUGGCCAAAGAAGAAUGCAACCGUCUACUAAUCUUCAAAAUAUGAAUGCUUCUGGAUUUGGUCAUCCAUACAAUCAAUCUGUUUUUACAGAGUAUUCAAAUCCUGCAGGAAACACGCAUUAUUCUGAAUCCAUUUUGCCCACAGAUUCCAGGAGCAGGUAUCCAAAUCCCAUGGAAGGUUAUCCUCCAUCAAGGCCCCAUGAUAGCUUUGGUGAUUUUCGUCAGAGACGCAAUGAUUAUGGGAAAUCAUUUAAUCGGUUCUAAAAUCAUAGUUUGAAGUUCCCACAUGGAUCCAGUGAGGGGCAGAGUAUGAAGAAGAAUCUACCAGUAUGGCUGUAUGGGCAAGUGUUUUUUAUCUAUACAACUUGUGUACCUUGAGGAAGUAGAUGGUAUGAACAUUGGCUUUUUCUGGGAAAUUUGGUUGUUAAUUAACGCAGACAGUAGUACAACAUCAUGUUAAUUUUCAGUUUGGGGUUAUGCUUGCAGUUUGUCAUAUGAUGAUGAUGAUGAUGUUGUUUUAACAUUGACAUGAAACACCUUCAUUGUGCGUAUUGCCUUAUGUUAAUUCAUGUCUCGCCAACUACUCCCUAAUUUUCUAGGUCCAUUUGUGAGCUUGUAAGGAUUCAUAGUCCAGAAAGGACGGAUAUGAGCUUGUUCUUGGUCUACUUUUAUGUCAGAU